AUGGGGAACGACCUUGGUAAGGCAUUGCAAGGAGCCGCUGAUGCCGUCAACAGCAGCUCAGGACAGCAAGGCCAGCAAGGCCAAUUGCCGUUCCCGAAUGCAUGGCCGAUCGGCGUGAACCCUGCAUUCCCGCCCCCAGCACCAGCACCACCCCAGCAGCAGUGGGAUCCAAAUGCCCAGUGGUCCACUACGAAGGGCCAGACAAACUGGGAUCCCAAUGCCCAGAACAAGAAGCAAUCAUGGGCGAAGAAAACGUGGGAUGACAAGUCAUGGCAGGGCUACAAGAAGGGCGGCUCCAAUGAGGGCGGGUCCAAUGAUCACGGCUCGGGAUCUGGUGGAUCUGGCGGCAGCAGCGAGUACCUGCGAGCAUGUAAGGCCUGCGGUCGAGCAGGUUAUCUUCGGAAUGGCCUAUGCCUGAACGAAGAAUGC
Messenger RNA from Symbiodinium sp. CCMP2592, 429 nucleotides. NCBI's taxonomy places the organism in Eukaryota, Dinophyceae, Suessiales, Symbiodiniaceae. The record is from the annotation of a GenBank genome assembly.